Daphnia magna is the source of this 741-nucleotide messenger RNA. RefSeq lists its product as uncharacterized. Lineage: Eukaryota; Metazoa; Arthropoda; Branchiopoda; Diplostraca; Daphniidae. The coding region runs from base 154 to 606 and encodes 150 amino acids. The record is from RefSeq and is a predicted model, not a curated record. The transcript is spliced from 3 exons.
GAGUUUUUCACACCCAUCCUUAAGUCAUUAGCAAGAGAGGCUGGGUGAUCAAUUAGAUUAUUUAAGGGCCCAUUCUAUCAGCUAUUGACUCAGUGUGCUCUCAACUUCGAGUAUCAGUUCGUAAUCUCUGCAAAUUCACUUGCUAAACGAAAAAUGUCGGCAACUCGAAUGAUGGUAGUAUUCGCGCUUGUUAUUGGCGUCGCCAUGGCAGCAGACGUUGAAAAGAAGACGAGCAAUUCAUCCACCGUCCAACAUGUUGGUUCAUUGCUGACCGCCAAAGCCCGUCUAUCUUCUGCCAACGUCACGGCCAAUGUAACUGAAUCGAAGAAUUCUACCGAGAAGAUCGUUCAGAAGCGGAGUAUUGGUAUUGAUAGAAGCGAAGGCAUUAGCGCUUUGACAUCGACCUGGUGGAGAAUCCCGGCUGCUAUCUGGGAAUUCAUCAACCAGGUGUUCCUCGAUCCUCUUGUAUCUGCAUUGCGACGAUUGCUGUCUAUUUUCGGGCUGGACACUGAGCAGGUGAUGGACAUCCCGUUGUCAUCGAUGAUGCAGUCAGUCACACCGAUGAACAUGUUCAAUCAAUUUAUGCCUCAAGUGAAUGCCCCGUGAUUUCGUCCAUCUCAUUUUAGCUUUAAAUGUUAGAUUGAUGAUUUUUUUAUUCAGUGCAAUCGCUAUUAAUUAUUCAAUAUGUUUAUCUGUGUGUGUGUGUGUGAAGGAAAUAUACGACGCAUUUUUAAAAAGAAA